Pantherophis guttatus is the source of this 701-nucleotide messenger RNA. NCBI's taxonomy places the organism in Eukaryota, Metazoa, Chordata, Lepidosauria, Squamata, Colubridae. The record is from RefSeq and is a predicted model, not a curated record.
UAUCCAAAGAAUGACUUCUUUGUGGCAGAUGUGUUUAAGAGUAUCCAACUUUUUUCUCUAGGUCCUGGGCUAGUCCAGCGGUUCCGUCCAGAUUUUAAGCAGAAGUUUGCCAAUUUUUUUGACGACGAUACCAUCUCUGAAUACAUCUACCACUGCAAUGCCCAGACGCCGAGUGGAGAGGCAGCGUUCAAGGCCAUGACCGAAUCCCUAGGAUGGGCCCGCCGUCCCAUGUUGCAACGCAUCCACAUGAUCCGGCGUGACUUGCCCAUCACCCUCAUCUACGGAGCCAACUCCUGGAUCGAUACCAGCACUGGGGAGAAGGUCAGGUACCUACGGCCGGGAUGCUACGUCAAUGACAUGGCCAUCCCCGGAGCUUCCCACCACGUCUACGCUGACCAACCCCGGGCCUUCAACACCGCGGUGGAACAAAUUUGCGACUCUGUGGACUGAACCCCCACCCCCGAACCAGAGUGAAAAACUAGCUCUUAACCCUGUCACCUUAUCGCUCAGCUGCGGGGAGACGCUGAAGGCACACGCCACUUCCCGUGCCCGCGGGGAGCCGAAACGGAAAUCCCUGUGGAUCUUGAAUGCAGAUGGAUCUCCGGGGAUCUCUGCCGUCCAGCCUGCGCUCCCUCCCUUUCUCCCCAUCUCCUCGAAUCAUCUUUCUACUUAAAGGUUGCAGAUCGCCUGUUUUGGGUUAA